This is a messenger RNA of Pundamilia nyererei, 1828 nucleotides long. Its product is annotated as histone-binding protein N1/N2-like. The transcript is spliced from 14 exons. Gene Ontology annotation, molecular function: histone binding. NCBI's taxonomy places the organism in Eukaryota, Metazoa, Chordata, Actinopteri, Cichliformes, Cichlidae. The record is from RefSeq and is a predicted model, not a curated record. Gene Ontology annotation, cellular component: nucleoplasm. Gene Ontology annotation, biological process: DNA replication-dependent chromatin assembly; CENP-A containing chromatin assembly. The coding region runs from base 129 to 1688 and encodes 519 amino acids.
UUUCGCGCCAAUUUGAAACAACGGAACACAGUCAGUCUGAGCGGCACGAGACACGAGCUGGGACGCGCGCGCCGCCGGGGGUCUUUUUUCUUUUUAAACUGUUCUUUCCCGUCAAAGGUGUGGUAAACAUGGAGGAGGCCCACAAGCUGAUUGGUACCGGCAAGAAGCACUUGGUGAUGGGGAUGGUAGUGGAGGCUGUGAGCACCCUGCAGGAGGCCAGCGGCAUGCUGGCUAAAGAGUUUGGAGACACAGCGGACGAAUGUGGCGAGGCUUUCUUCUGGUAUGGCAAAGCUCUCCUGGAUUUGGCACGGAUGGAGAACUCGGUCUUGGGUAAUGCUCUAGAGGGAGUGCCGGAGGAGGAAGAAGAGAAACCCAAAGACUCCAAUGUUGAGAGCACAGACAAUGUAGAUGAAAAGACCAGAGACGAGCUGAGGGUGCAGGUGUACGACGCCAUGGCGGAGAAGAAAACUGAAGACGGGGAGAAGGUUGAAGGGAAGCAGAGUGAGGAUCCACAGGAGAAGACGGAAGGAGCCGAGGCUGGUGACAAAAAGGAAAACACAGAAAAAGUAGAGGGGGAGGCUGAAAAGGACAAUAAGAAUGAUGAAAGCAAAUCUGAAAGUAAAGAUAAGAAGGAAAAGAGUGGGGAGGAAGUGGAUGCAAAGGACGACUCUGAACCUGCUGCUAAGGAGAAGGAGGGGGACUCUGCCGCUGCUAAGAAGGAGAAGACUGCUGCUAAAGAAGAGGAGCCAGCUGAGAAGAUGGACUCUGCUGCUGAAGAGGAAGAAGCAGCUGCCGAGGAGGAAGCAGAUGGCGAGGAAGAUGAGGAGGAAGGUGGCGACGAUGUAGAACUGGAAGGUGAUGCAGAGGAGCAGGGUGAAGGAGAUGCCACUGGGGAGAAGGACAGUGACGAUGAGGAGGUGGGUAACCUGCAGCUGGCCUGGGAGAUGUUAGAAGUGGCCAAAGUCAUCUACAAAAGGAAAGAGACGAAGGAGGCUCAGCUAAUGGCAGCCCAGGCUCAUUUGAAACUGGGUGAAGUUUCUGCUGAAUCAGGGAACUAUCCACAAGCACUGGAGGAUUUCCAGGAGUGCCUGAAGCUGCAGGUGAAGCACCUGGACUCAGACAGCCGCCUGCUGGCAGAGACUCGCUACCAGCUCGGUGUGACCUAUAGCCUGAACACGCAGUACAGCGAGGCCAUCGAGUCUCUGAAGAGCUCCAUCUCUAUCAUAAAGAACAGGCUUGACAAGCUGCAGGAGAUGCUUGACAAAGCCGAAGGUCCAGAGGCUCUGCCAGAGGAGAGGAAGGAGCUGGAGGAGCUCAAAGCUCUGCUGCCAGAGAUCCAGGAGAAGGUGGAGGACGCCACCGAAAGCCUGAAGACGGCGAGCGCGGCUGUGAAGGAUGCACUGGACGGAGGCUCCACUUCCUCUGCCUGUGAUGGUUCCACUGUAAAGAACAGAGACUCUUCUUCCACUUCAGAGAUUAAAAGCACAUCCACUUCCAAUGGCAACACCUCCACAGCUGCAGUCUCUGACAUCUCCCACCUGGUCAGAAAGAAGAGGAAACCAGAGGAGAGUCCGGUGAAGGAGGAUGUGAAGAAGGUGAAGCAGGACAACAGUCAGCCAGGCGAAACGCUUCUCACUAAUGGAGAUGCAGGUGAACACGCCAAUGAUAUGGAAGUCGAAAGUAAGUGAAGCUGCACUUUGUCUCCGUUCAAGAAGAGAUUCACCAGCACAACAAGCUCUUAACUGUCUCUUACACGUUUGCUGUUGUAAAUACAUGUUUGUUUGACAUUAUACUGUAAAAUUCAAUAAAGAUGGUUGUAUAAACCUGU